AAUAAAUUCUUUGGCAAUAAAACUGGAUGAUAUUGUUUCAACGCACAUAUGUUGCUUGAAAAAACACAAUGAAAAAAACACAGUUUUUGCUUCAGUUCCUUGCAACGUUUAGUGCUUUGCUAAGCAUUUUAUCAUCCGGAAUCCAUGAAGCCUGGACUUCCGUUUAUAUUCCAAAACUCCUCAAUGGCACCGACAGCAUACGGGUUAGCAGCAGCGAGGGCUCCUACAUAACUGUAUCUUUAGGAAUAGGAGGUUUGAUAGGAUGUGUGGUGGCAUAUUUCAUUUCUGACAACUUCGGAAGGAAAAAAACUAUACUUGUGACUUGUAUUCCCUUUUUCGUUUCGUCAAUUUUAUUAGCCUACGCUAAAUCCGUACCAAUAUUUUGUUUAUCUCGUUUAAUAUCUGGAAUAGCAUCAGGAAUGGCAUUUGCUGUUAUACCCCAUUAUCUGGGAGAAAUUGCCGAUCCAGAAAUACGAGGAACGUUGGGGACAAUGGUACCAAUAUUCAACCUUAUCGGUUUUUUAUUUAUUAAUACCGUGGGAUACUAUGUAAGUAUUACAACGUCGUCUUUGAUUACUUCCGUUAUACCUUUUAUUCUAUUGCUAUCGUUUGUGUGGAUGCCUGAAAGUCCUUACUAUUUGAUCAUGAUUGGUCAGUCUGACGCUGCUGAAAAAUCUCUAAGACAACUAAAAGGAAAGAAAGACGUUUCGCAAGAAUUAAAUGACUUAAACGACACAGUUUUAACACAAAUGAAACGAAAAGGGAAAUUAAGUGAAUUGUUUACAAAAAAAUCCAACCAAAGGGCCUUGUUCAUGGUAUUUAUUUUACUCAACGGAAAACAGUGGACAGGUAUCGGACCUAUAGACGCCUAUGCUCAGCUUAUUUUUCAACAGAUGUUUGAAACAUUAUCACCGUUAUUAAUAACGCUUGUUUAUUACCUCACGAGGUUUGGAAUGGUUAUCGUUAGUUCCUUUUUAGUAGAUAAAGUUGGAAGACGGCCUGUUCUUAUUAUUUCCUUCAUAGGGUCUGCCAUAACCUUGUUUCUUCUUGCUCUAUUUUUAUAUAUUAAAUCUAACACAUCUAUAGACACUACUAAUUAUGGUUUUCUUCCAAUAAUCUUCUUAGAAGGUUUUGCGAUUUUCUACAGUUUUCUAACUUCUGUACCGUUGUCCAUACUUGGAGAAUUAUUCCCAAUGAAUGUUAAAUCUUUUGCGUCAAUUUUUUACGAAGUCUAUCUUUACGGUAUCACAUUAAUUGUAAUCAAAUGUUUUCAAGUAUUGUCAGACAAUUUUGGUAUGGAAUCAUCUUUUUUUAUUUUUGCUAUGUCGUGUCUGAUUCACUUAGUGCUUGUGUAUAAAUAUGUUAUUGAAACUAAAGGGCGGUCUUUAGAAGAAAUUCAGAAAUAUCUGCAUUCAGCAUAGAAAAUUUCCAUCGACAAAUUAAUGUAAAUGUUAUAAAUAGCGACUAAAGUACAAAUCAGUGGACCAAAGCGGAUUUUUAAAGAAUCCUGAUAAAGUGAUAAAUCAUAAAGUAAACUCACCUUUGUACUUGCAUAAAAUAAUAUCUAAAUUGUACUUAUCUAAUUUCGUCAACAUUGUUACAUUAUUUUAAAUUUAUCUUAUCAGAAUGGACCAUUUUUGUAUUACAUUAAUUAAUUCAACUUCGAGUGUUGUAAUUCGUCACUUCAGCACACAUAUUAGAAAAAGUCUUGUAUUUUCAUCAGAUGACACUUUGUAAAGUAUACUCCUCGUGGACAUUAUAUUUAAUGUUUAAUUUAAUCUAUAAUUUUAUUUUUUAAGUAUUAAAAAAUUCGAAAAAUAAAUAAGUAAGAUUAAAUAACUAUGAUCUUUUUUUACUGUUUCCUUUAUUAUAACCAAGACUAUUCACUCGAUACUGUCACAAUUAUUGAUCUGUAAAUAAAUAAAAAAAGUGUUAUCUUAUCUUAUCAUUCCCGAUUGUGCAUAUGCUUGGGGUUAAUACCUGUACCAGAUUUUUUACAACUUGUUUUUACUAUUGAAAUUAUUAAAUUCAUUCUUUAGUUUUAUGUACAGAAACACCAUGUACAUACAUAAGGAAAUA
Molecule: messenger RNA, 2079 nt
Organism: Zophobas morio
Lineage: Eukaryota; Metazoa; Arthropoda; Insecta; Coleoptera; Tenebrionidae
Product: facilitated trehalose transporter Tret1-like
Exons: 2
Coding region: 69-1421 (450 amino acids)
Biological process (GO): transmembrane transport
Cellular component (GO): membrane
Molecular function (GO): transmembrane transporter activity
Source: RefSeq, a predicted model, not a curated record